AUGGCCGAGUCGCGCGAGUCCCAGCGCUCCCUACUGCCUCCAGAAGAGGAUCUAGUAACAGCGCGACCGUUCCACUCAUGGAAUCCAUUAGGCCGCGGAUCUCCCGAGCCUGAUUAUGCCUAUGCGCUAGGCCAUUACGAGUCGCGCGAGAGCUUUGCCGAAGAAGUCUUCCGUGAGGUAGGGCUGGGCAUCUCCAAUGAGUCAGGAGAUACACUUCCCCUACGAGAGAAUCGAGAGUCGUUCCAUGCAAGCGACCAUGAGAGUCAACACAGUGAACCGAGCACUCCGGGCUUGAAAACGCCACAGGAGACACCAGCCAUUUCGACCCCGCAGCACGAUUGUCCCAGCCGAGCGACAGUUCUUCAACGGAGGUUUGGAUGGGUCCCGGUGUCUAUCUUUUUGUUAGCGCUCUAUGCGACCGUUUUUUCGGGUCUAUACCUCGCUGUCGCAUUUUGGAAACCGCGAUGGAAGAAUGUCGGCAGUGGUGCACCGCUCGCUGCGUCCACGGCGAAUUUGCUUUGCGCUUUCUUUGCCAAGACGAUUGAAUUGGCCUAUGUUACUAUCUGUGUCGCGUUUCUGGGCCAAGUGCUCAGUCGACGAGCUAUGACGACGAAAUCGCGCGGAAUCAGUAUUGCGGAUAUGAGUAUGCGCGCGUGGAUUAUGCAGCCGGGUUCUAUGCUGGUGCAUUGGGAAACACUUCGAUACUCGGCGUUAACGUUCCUGGGGCUUAUCGCAUUGAUCGCGACAUUUGUAGCUAUGCUUUAUACUACAGCCGCGGAGGCCUUGGUGUCGCCAAAAUUGAAUCUUGGUCCGGUUGAAAGGACUAUCUUGUGGGGGAAAGUUGCUGCUAGCUUUGGUAACGACAUUUAUCUUGCAGAGAACUGCCAGACACCAAUUCCGGUGGAAAUGGACUGGGCGAGAAACAAUACUUGUCUUCAGAUCCAGCACGUAGGAUCAGCCUACCACAACUAUCAACAAUGGAUUAGUACUUGGAGCGAGCUGGUGACCAGCGGUAACGAAACGUCAGACAAGCUGGCUAAAAGACCGGCGCCUACUGGUUCCAUCUGGGACAACACAACUGUCACUGGUAGCUGGGUCGAAAAGCAGAAUAUAACUGAGCUAUCGGAAAAGCACAAACGCAUGGUGAACAAUAUCACAAUGGCAUUUCCGCAUGGCGGUAUCCCUGCAGCAGCCAUGGAUGCAAUAAACAAUAUCCGUCAGCCACAAGACGUAUCAGGUGAAGGCAAAUACAAAAUCGAAGCCUCGGUUCCCUCACCCGUAGUCAAUGUCCUCUGUGUUGGCAUGAAUGAAUCAGAGCUCUCACCAUUAGUCUACUCAUCGUGGCCAAAUGCCCACUUCAAUGCGACGACCUGGAGUGUCAAUGGGUCACCCGAUAUCCCACGGACCCCAUCGUGGCUCAACAGCACAGUCGUCGACUCCAUUUUCGGCUUCGGCGAGGCAUACGGCCAAAGACCACCAGUGUUUGGCACAUACCCUGAAGAAUAUAAUACUAUUCUCAACACAACAGGUCUCUGGCCUUCAAAUGCAAUUUACCUUCUCGGAAAGCCGUCCGCGUCCUCUCCAGAAUAUGUGAUGUGUGCCAUCAAAGCCACAUUGACAGCAGUCUGCUCGACUCGUUACGACGCAGAAUCAAGCGGAGCCUUCCUUUAUACACACUGUGAGGAUGAUUCUAACCCCCUGCAAUAUGAUCGCUCAGACACUGUCUUCGAAGAGGGCUUCUGGUCCGCGGACUGGAAAAAUGUUGCCAGCGAAUGGGCCAAUGCCCUGAGUCUCGGAUCAGGCAUUACAACCGCCCAAGCCAGUAAUGAGCGCCUUAUUAUGCAGAUGAUGCCGAAACACGAUAAUGCAACAGACACAUACAGUCUUGAUCCCGAACUCCCAUCUAUCGGCGAAGCACUUGCUGUCAUGGCAGGUAGCACACUGAUUCUCAGUACGCAAACUUCUCCCUUUGUACAGGGAUGGAAUUACACGGAUACUGUUAAUGAGAUUCUUCCAACGCCCUUGUACCAGCACUUCAACGCCACCGUACAAGCGGUUGGAUAUGCCUCGGGCGGCACAGAAGAAUGGCAGGGUGUGUUCUUGGUCAUCUUGAUUUUUGCGUUCCUCACCAGUGCCGUGUGCUUGGUGUUCAUGAUCAUCGAGGCCCACGGACACCAGAUCACUGAUUUCACGGAGCCGCAGAACCUCUUUGCGCUGGCUAUGAAUAGUCCGCAAAGUUCUCUUCUCCGAGGUGCUUGUGGCUGUGGUCCUGCUGGACCGCAGAUGAAGGAGCGCUGGUUCAUUGGGAUGCAGGAGCACGACGAGCACUACUAUAUUCGUGCAAAAGUGGACGGAGCUACACCUGAGGCAAACUCGACGGGAUAUUCGAGGCUUGAGCCGAUGGGGACAGAUGAUUCGGGGCUCAAGUCUGUGAGCCCGGCUGUUAAUGAGUUUAGGAGGAUUUCGAACCGAGGUUCGUGGUUGUCCAAAUUUUAUUAG
Molecule: messenger RNA, 2499 nt
Organism: Penicillium longicatenatum
Lineage: Eukaryota; Fungi; Ascomycota; Eurotiomycetes; Eurotiales; Aspergillaceae
Exons: 2
Coding region: 1-2499 (832 amino acids)
Source: RefSeq, a predicted model, not a curated record